AUGGCCCUGCAGCAGCGGCAGCCGCCGCCGCAAUAUCCCUCGACGCCGCUUUCCUUGGGCAGUUCUGCUGCGCAGUCUCCUUACAUCCACAGCAUGCCCGCCUGGGUGCUGGAGGAUUUCUGCCAGAAGAUGGACUGCCUCAACGACUACGACUGGAUGCGCUUUGGUGAGCCCGGGAUCUCGUCGCCUGGCGGGUGGGGGAGCAGCAGCGCCGGGUUUGGGAGUCCCUGGGCAACUUUUUGGGCCCGUCGGAUGUUGUGGGACUUCAGCUCCCAUCGGCGGGAGCGAGUUCAGGGAUGUGGCCCAGUAAGAGCAGUGGGGGGGAUCACACCCGGAGCCCCCGGUGGUGGAGGGAGUGCUGGUUUUAAGGAGAUAGAUAGACGGUUAGAUCUAUGACAAGCACAGGUGUCCCUAUGUUUUAGCUGAACCCUGAAUCAACUCUAUCCCAGGGACCCUUCUCCUCCCAAAAGCCACAGCUUUGAUAGCACCGGUAGAGUUCACAAGCUGCUGGGUCUGAUUCAAGGCUUGUGAACUCUACCGGUGCUAUGAAACUUGUUGCUUCUUGGAUAAAAAAGGGUCCCAGGGAUAGUUGAUUCAGGGUUCAGCUAAAACAUAGGGACACCUGCACUUGUCAUAUGGAAGGUGAAAGGACAGCGCUUGCCAGUAGGGGAACCUGUGGCAGCCCUUCAUACUUCACUGAAGCACUUAUGUCCGGCACUUGAGAACUCCACACAUCAUACAGGCCCCAGAUUUAUGGAUUAAACUGUGCACUGUCACAUUAAACUCUGUAAUCGAACGUUAGGAUAGACAUUGGUUGAGUUAGCUUUCCAAAGCAUCAAAGCAUAUUACGAGGCGACUGAUAAAACAAUUUUUUCAAAGAAGUACAUGCAUUUAAAAUAUAACUUGAAAGCACUGUUAAAACAUCUUCUGGCAAAAUAAUUCAUCUGAAGCAUUUUUAAAGCUAUAGUGCAUUUAUCCAACUUGUCAAGUCCUUCCAUGCUCUGUUCCUGCCCUCUGUACGCAAUUCUUACUGCUCUUGCCCUGCACCUGAACAUUACUGCUAAACAGCAGCUAUUGGUGGUCAGUGUCCUGUGUUUUAGUACUUCCCAAUCCCUGGCAUCUCCAGGUAGAGCUGGGAAAGGUUCUGUCUUGCCUGGAAUCCUGGAGAGCUGUCGGUCAGUAUAUACUGACUGGUGUGACGGAUAGAUGGCACUGGGCUGGAUGGAGUGAUGGGCCGACUUGGUGUGAAGCCACUUUUUCUGCCUGGCUGUGGAGGAAGGGAUAUUGGUGUGGAAAAGAUGGAUACAGAGACAGCUUCAUAGAACUGUAGAGUUGGAAGGGACCAUGAGGGUCAUCUAGUUCAACCCCCUGCAAUGCAGGAAUCUUUUGCCCAAUGUGAGGCUUAAACCCACAACCCUGAGAUUAAGAGUCUUAUGCUCUGUUGACUGAGCCACAGUUUCCUCAUCCCACUCUCCUAAGACUACAAACUCAGGGUCAUCCAAUGGAAAUUAUAGGCAGUAGAUUCAGGACAGAUGAGAGAAAAUACUGCUUCUUUCCACAACACAUAAGUAAAUAUAUGGAUCUUCUGCCCCAAGACUAUUACACCUUUAAAAUAUUAGACACAGUGGUGUCCAGUACAGGUAGAAUAAAGUCUCUGAACACCAGCUGCUGGGGAAUAACAGUGUGAGAGCUGUGACCGUAAGUCCUUUUUAUGGGCUUCCGGGAAGUGUCUGGCUGACCAUCAAAGGAAGUGUGAUGCAGAACUCGAGAGACCCUUGACACUGUUGUGCAAUAUUGCGAAGGAGCACUGAUGUAAUCUAAUGCUGACAGCCUGCUCUGGCUAAACUAUAUUAUUUAUCACAUGCCCUGCACCCCAAGGUCCUGGGGCGGGUUACAGCGAUUAAAACACAGUGUUAAAACCCAUUAAAAAAACUUAUAAUAACAUAAAUAAGUUGGGUCCUAAAAAUAUUGUUAUUUGCCGCCCCAAUCUCUGAGCAGUGUGAGAUUCCAGGGGCACCAGGCACACUUGCUAGGGUCUGUGCUCUCUUUUGGAAAUGAGACAUAGCGGAGACUGUGGUGUCUUUAUGAUACAUGGUUUAUUUGCACCUAUAUACAACCUGAGUCUAGAUGGAGGGAGCACAGAGCAUUCACAUUCCAAGAGGUUUGGGCUUCUUCCAUAGCCACAGCAGCUUUAGUCACCAACCAUUCCUCUGCCUUUGCCCCCCCCCCCAUCCCACUGCUUACUAACUCCGUUGCAUAACUCAGGCUUACUGUCUAAACCCUUUGCUAACCUAAGCUCUAGUUUUUUGUAAUACAGGGAGAGGCCCCACACCUUUGAUGUGCUAGAUGGCUCAUUACUCCCAGGCUAUUAUCUCAAAGGAAAUUAGCGUUUACACAUGUUGUUUGCCUAGGAUUAAAUAGUUAAAAGAUACACAGUUUAAGCAGUUUGCCUAAAUUGCAUUAGAAGGAUUAGAAGUGUCUAGACUCUAGCACAUAUUUCUUAAUGAACACUAAUGCACACAGGUCCAACUUAGAUUCUACCACUUGGUAGUCUGACACAGUUUUACAUGGAAGCCUUAAUUAAAAUCUAGCACACCUUAAUUAAAUUCCAACACUAACUUCAUCUGGAAUUUAGGGUGUCUUGAACCCACAGCUUCAUAACAUUAUACAUCCCGAGUGUGAAAAGCCAGGGAGGUUAGAUCUCAUGUGGGUUUUUACAUCAGUGCAGUAUAUUUUGUGGAAGAGGUUUAAUACAUUUUUUUGGUAAUCUUUCUCUUCCCCGCAGCUACUGUUAGCCAUUUGGGAAGAAAAAUGCAGAUACCUGUAAAAGCAUACCUGUCAGUGUCUUGGAGUACUUUCCUAAUGCACUGAAUGAUUAGCCCUUGCAAGCUAUACUGCACAGAAAAUCUUGUAUUGUGAUCCCAUGCCAGGGGGAUUCUAGCCUGGGACAACAAAACAGUGGCUGAAUGUGAUUGGUUGGUUGAUUGCCUAAUUGCCUACCCUGCACCCUAAGGUCACUAAGUCUGGGUUACACCAAUUAAAAAUUCAAUAUUCACAUAAAAAGUACCUCUGUCUAGCUUCUGAUGCAAAAACCUGCAAUCCUACAACUGCUUGUCCCACACUGUUUAUUCUGAAGCUUCGGAAGUAGUACGUCAUCCAAAGAUUGCAGCCUUGAGGCAUUGUCAUAGAAACACCUAGGCUUGCUACUGUUUAUAGUGCAGGACUCUCGUGUUAAUUCUGUCCAGCUCUAUCACCAGGUUUGGUGCCUUUUACAGAAAUUUAAGGUAGUGGACUCCCGAUUAGAAUUAACCUAAGAAUCCUUUAGCUGCCAACAUUUUUGCCUGGGUUAUCACAUUUCUGUUCUUCCUCGGAAAGAAUGAAGCUGCCUUGUGUAUAGAGCAGCAGGAUGUGUUUGAGACUUUCCUUUUCAUUCACUGUGCAAUAUGAGUCAAGAGGUGGGGGUUGCUGGACUACAUUCCUUGAGGGAUUAAUGAUGCGAAAGAUAAAUGCUUGGUUUGCACAUGUACAAAUACAGUGGUACCUCGGGUUACAUACGCUUCAGGUUACAGAUGCUUCAGGUUACAGACUCCGCUAACCCAGAAAUAUUACCUCAGGUUAAGAACUUUGCUUCAGGAUGAGAACAGAAAUCGUGCUCUGGUGGUGCGGCGGCAGCGGGAGGCCCCAUUAGCUAAAGUGGUGCUUCAGGUUAAGAACAGUUUCAGAUUAAGUACGGACCUCCGGAACAAAUUAAGUACUUAACCCGAGGUACCACUGUAUCUCUCAAAUUUAGGGUUGCCAUGUUUCAAACAGUGAAAAUCCAGACAGAAAAGUUGUUGGACAUAUGGCAACCCUGCCCUAAUUACAGAAGAAAAGAAAAAAAAUGGGUGCCAAAUUCGUAUGAAAGGGAAUGUGUGUUUCUCCUUAAGCUACACUUGUGAUGCCUUAGAUUUUACUUCUGAACCAAAUCUGCCUGGUUUUCUUUUAGCAUCCCAUGUGAUAACUGACCAGACCGAGCUGAGGAAAAUCAAGUGCAUGGAGAAGGCAGGAAUCAGUGUAACAAGAGAGCUGAUGUGGUGGUGGGGAGUGAGACUCGCAACCGUCCAGCAGUUGUUUGAGCUUCUGCAGGAACUUCAGCUCUAUCGGGCAGCACAAGUAAUUGCAAACUGUGAGUAGCUGGACUUCUUUCUCUGGAACUACCUAGCAGUUGCUUAUAACAAAUUAGUGAAAAGCUCGUUCGUCAACGCCCGUUGCCAUUGUCGUUCCUUCUAGAGCUGAACUCCGUUCCAGCAGGGGCUGCUGGUUUUGCAGCCAGAAUUGGGUCACUAAGCAAAAAGGGAGCCUGCUUAGGUGAACCCUGAAAGCAAAGAACUAGGGGACUACAAACAGAAAACAGGAAAUGUACAUAUGCUUGAGGCCAUGCAAAGGAAAGGGGAGGGGGAAGGAGCAGGAAAUGAGUGAAGCUGAACGUUGGAAGAAUCAGGACAGAAGAAAGUCAGUACUUUUCACGCAGUGUACAGUGGUACCUCGGGUUACAUACGCUUCAUGUUACAUACGCUUCAGGUUACAGACCCCGCUAACCCAGAAAUAUUACCUCGGGUUAAGAAUUUUGCUUCAGGAUGAGAACAGAAAUCGGGCUUCGGUGGUGUGGCGGCAGCAGGAGGCCCCAUUAGCUAAAGUGGUGCUUCAGGUUAAGAAUAGUUUCAGGUUAAGAGCGGACCUCCGGAACGAAUUAAGUACUUAACUCGAGGUACCACUGUACAGUUAAACUUUUGAACUUGUUCCCCUAUGGUGCAGUGAUGGCCACCUACCUAGAUGGCUUUAGAAGAUUAGAAAAAUUAAUGGAGGAGAUGGCUGUCAAAGGCUACUAGCCAUGAUGGUUGGAGACAGUAACGCUUCUGAAUACCAGUUGCCAGAAAUAAAAAUCCAAGCAAUAUUUUGUUAGGGGUUUCACUGCUUCUCUCUAAUAGCAAACUCGGGAGGGUAUGUGUUGACAGGUUUUGAGCUAAAACCAGAUGACUGAGAAACAAGUGGAAGAUGUUUGUAUGCUUAUGUAAAGCUCAUGAUAUACCAAAGUAUGAAACAUUAAAAAAAAACAAAAAACAAAACGGGGCAUGCACUCCCAAAAAAACCCCAGCCCUGUGAAGUCUGAGCAUGCUCAGUGGUCUGUGGAAUGUUACGUUUUAGUUGGAAAAGCAAGAUGGAAGGCUUGGGAAAUGAAUUGGUGGGAAAUGAAUUGGGCUGAUUGUAGUUUGUAUCCUUGAAGAAUUUGUAGUUGCCUCGAAUCCUGAACAGUAACAGUUCUGUUGGGGAUUGAGGAAACACUGCAAUGUUUUUUGCUGUAUUGAGUUUUGUUUAUUAUUCAUACCUUCCUAGUGUGGCCUUUUAUAGCCCCUCUUACCUGAUGAAAAAAUUGUUUUCUUUAGGCAGACCUUUGGUUAGUCAUGUUGAUUGCUUUCCCCUGUUGUUGGUUGGCAGUUUUAGUUAAGUUGGUUGCUGUUCUUUAUCUGUUGUUUUUUUCUGUUUGUUGAUACAUUUGUUUUCAUUAUAUUGUAAUUUGUUAUUUUACUGUUGGCUCCCCUGGGCUCUUUAUAGUAUGGAAAAGCAGGAAAAAAUACCCAGGGUACAAGAACCAUUGUUUCUAGGUAUGUCUGUAUAGAACCAGGGUUGGGCUCAGAUGUAACAGGAAGUGUGGUUUUCCAUUAUGAGCAUGAACCGCAGAAAGCUUCAGGCUGCCUCCCUCCCCACUCCUCUUUUGUACACCAGAGGAGAGUGUACACUUCCAAAUGUGAUUUUAAACUAACCACAGUUCCUGUGAAGCUAAGCCAGAGUCAGACUAUGAGCCUUCUCUGUGGAAACCUUACGUUGUGGAACUCCCCCUGCUACACACACACACACAGGCGUGUGGCCCCUUCACAAUUACAGUAUCCGUAUUUCAGUGAAUGCUGAAUACAUUUUUUUGUACAUAAUAAUAUGGUUUACUGAUAUACAUCCCCCCCUUCACUGCUUUCACACCUGCACAUUGGUUAAGAAAGGGAAGUAGCCCUUCUUUGAAAGGGGAAAGAAGAGGGCUGCAUUGCCAUGCUAACUACAGAAAAUAAUUUUUUGUUUGAAAUAUUUUAGACCAGCUUUUGCUUUAACUCAUUUUCCGUUAACACCAUUUUCAUUUGGGCUCAUCAUAGCAUAUAUGAAUUCCUCUGCAUUGUCCUUUUUUGAAUGAAAAAUACAGUAAUGUGAAUGUGGCCAUUGAGAGUGAUGCAAAUUGGGUACAUCUGAUUUAAAUUUCCUGUAAACUUUUACACACACACACACACACUGUACUAGGAAAAUAUUGCAUUCAUGUAGAAAUGCCCAUAGUGAUAAAUUUCAAAAAUUAGACAGGAAACAUGCUGGGAUGUUUUCAGUCUUUUCAUUAAAAAAAUCUGUCAUCCACUGGGUUCAAAAUUGUUGCAAAACAUGAUUAGACAAUAUGGCAGUGUGCCUUCAAUACUAAUGUGAGACACUAGCAGCUAGAGGAAGAAUGGAUGGUGGUGACUCAUGACUUGCCUUUUAUGCUGCUGUUCUUCGUUGCAAAAUCUAGAAUCCCCCAAUUAGUUUACUUGCAGCUUACCAGCAGAGCAUUGCUUUCUGGUGGUGAAAAAAGAAGAAACGGGUGUCAUCAGGCUGUCAGAACAAUCUUAGUUAUAGCUAGGUAGCUGUGUUGGUCUGCCAUAGUCGAAACAAAAUAAUUCCCCCCCCCCAGUAGCACCUUAGGUAAAGGUAAAGGGACCCCUGACCAUUAGGUCCAGUCGUGGCCAACUCUGGGGUUGCGGCGCUCAUCUCGCUUUAUUGGCUGAGGGAGCCAGCGUACAGCUUCCGGGUCAUGUGGCCAGCAUGACUAAGCCACUUCUGGCGAACCAGAGCAGCACACGGAAAUGCUGUUUACCUUCCUGCCGGAGCGGUACCUAUUUAUCUACUUGCACUUUGACGUGCUUUCAAAUUUCAUUGGCACCCUGUGUGAUGCUGAAAUCUGGCUCCCUCCUGCCUCUUACCUUCCACUGGACUUCACAGUUGUGGUGCCCCAGAAGCUCAGCACCCAGUGCGACCGAACCAGUCACACUCCCAUAGAUCCACCUUUGAGGGCAGGGAGAUACGUUGCUAUUAUCCCAGUGGAAUGGCUGCCCUAUCCUGUACUUGCUGAGACCAAGUGCAGAAAGGAAAAACACCCAACAAGAAAAUGCAAAAUGGCUUAACAAUUUUGGGUAUGCCCUCCGCAUCUCUAGAUACAGCGCCAAAUUCCAUCAGUCAGGGACAGGGGCAUCUAUGUCACCCACAUGAUGCCCACCCACAGUGGGAGCCAGUUAGCACAACAAACAUGCACCCAGCACAUACCCAUUGAACAAAACACACACACACACAAUACGCAGUAUGCUACUAGAGUAUUCCCCAGGACGUAUUUGCUGUUUUGUUGUAUGUGGUAUUUCCUAGAACAUUUGUCCACACUGUUGGGAUUGGAUUCUGGGUUACAUCCAGAAUAACACUGUAGACCUGUAUGCACUUCCCUGGGAGUGAGUUAUGUUGAAUUUGGUUGGGCUAACCUCUGAGCAGAAUAGGAUUUGGGUUAGUUGUACAGUACAGUGGUACCUCGGGUUAAGUACUUAAUUCGAUCCGGAGGUCCGUUCUUAACCUGAAACUGUUCUUAACCUGAAGCACCACUUUAGUUAAUGGGGCCUUCUGCUGCCGCCGUGCCACCAGAGCAUGAUUUCUGUUCUCAUCCUGAAGCAAAGUUCUUAACCCGAGGUACUAUUUCUGGGUUAGCGGAGUCUGUAAGCUGAAGCGUAUGUAACCUGAGGUACCACUGUACAACUAAACUUGAAGGCCCUGGUUGUACUUAGGGUUCCAUUGAGCCGGUCCUGGAAUCCCCCACCUUCGGCUGCCCGUUUUGGUGGGUGGGUGGGGCUCAUCUACCUAUCAGCCACCUAAUGUCAUUAGGGUGUCAGGUGACCCACUCUAGCAAACCGUUCUAGGAAGGAGAAUCCAAGUCCAGUCAAGUGGUGCUUGAAGUUACCACCGAUCAGUUAAUAGGCACUGGCUUCAAGGUCCCCUUGCAGCUCUGCUGUUUUCUGGGAUUGGCUGCAUUUUGGAAUUCCCCAAGGGGAAUUCUGUAACACAGCCUGUGCCAGGGGACAGCAAGCCUCCCUUGGCAAAGCACAGUCUAGAACUCAUUGGAUGUUGGGUGUGGAACAAGUAUUGUGGUUUGAUGAAAAUGGCUUAGUGGGCCAUACUGGGUUUCCCACUGCCAGUCUUGAUCCACUGUUUUUGCGGAAUCCACCUAGGAGUACAAAAUAAGAAGCUGCAUUAACAGUAGCUUCAUUGUUCAUGCUAACUUUGAGGGUGCAAAUGAGACUGCAUAUUUAAAUUGCAACUAUUUUUAGUUUUCAACUGACGUUUAAAAAAAUGGAAACUCGUUAUUGCCCAGGCCUUAAACAGGCCAACCAGUAUGACCAUUGCAGUGAUUUGACAGCCCAUGCUGAGAAUUUAAUUGUUCCAGUUACUUUUCCAAAUCAAAUUGCUCUCUGUGCACACUCAUCCCUGAUGCCCAGAAAAAGAAUUCUAUUAUCUGUUGUAAUUCAUGCUGAUUCACUCCUAGAAAAUGUGAACAGUGUUUCUGAGUAAUCCUAGCAUAUAAAGCAUGCCAGUUUACCUCUUCGAGAAAAAUAACCACCUUUUCCUGCUUUUUACAUGCAUCUAUACUUCUAAACAUUUUUGGCAUAUAGUGGAGAGGAUCUAUUCAACCAGGUUUCAUAUUCCUUUAGCAGCCUGGGGUUUCUUUCUUCUCCAUAUUUUUUAAAGUUCACUACAAGGAAUGCAGCACUUCAUUAAAGAUGUCAAUAGCUGCACCAAUGUUGUGUUGGCUUGGGGCACACAAAGAAGGCCUUAGCAGAGGGACUAGCUGGCCUCUGCAAAAAUAUCGGAGACACCGGCCAAAGAAUUAUAUUUGCUGUUCCUCUUUGCUUUCCUCAAGGGAAAUUUAUUUGGAUCCAGCUGAAAGGAUUGAAUCAACUCAGUUCAGCUGAGUCCGUGUGCUCCUGAUGUGUACCUUAAUUAGGAAAAUGUUGAAAGCAAACACAGGGUUGUACUGAUCCUCAUUAUCUUUUAUGAUUGCAAGUGCCUCAGGAGUCUUAAACCUCUGGCUUCAGGAGAGAUACUGUUAAAGUCCAGUUUAUUAAAAUAUUGUCCCUUUUUUAAAAAAAGCAUCAACAGUAACGGCAAAGAGCGAUGUACAUGUUUUUGCUUAUGUUGUAAAGUACAGUGUCCAUGGCAAUUGAAGUGUAGGCGGGUUCAUGCAUGACCCAAGAGGUCUGCAAUGUCAUGCAUACAAUCUGGCUUCGGCCUACAAUGCCUGGUGUCAGGAAUGAGCCAGCUCCUAGUGGAACUUUACAGCCGGCUGCAGAACAGAGAGGGUUAGAAUUGAUGCAGGCUGAACAGUGGUCAGCGCAGACUCUCCCGGACUUUGGAAUGCCAGUUACCAAGGAAAUGACUGAGAGCGGGCUGGAACACAGACAAAGCUCUCAGGAAGUCAAACAGGCGUGAACAGAGGUGGAACAGUCUGUCAGAACUGGAAGAGGUUGGAGCUGAUCCAAUCUCUCCUAAAAGUCAUUGAAUGGGAGGGCUGUUCGACAGGAAGCAAAACAAGAGACGUAAGGGGCGAUGGUUCAAUAUAUUCUGUAGGAACCGGAAGGUGUCUUCUGAAGGGUCAUCUUGAGUGAUAAUGUAGGCGGUUUCGUCCAGAGCCGUCCAGAGCUAUCUGUUUUUGCAAUAAAUAUUCAUUUUUAAUUACCUACGCUUACUGUGUUAUUUAGCCAGGAACUGGACUCCUGACACCUACAUACAUAACAGCAAUCAUUAUUUUUCAUUAUAUGAUGAGAAACACCCUGUGGAAUGCCCUCCCAUCAGAUGUCAAGGCGAUAAGCAACUAUCUUACUUUUAAAAGACAUCUGAAGGCAGCCCUGUUUAGGCAAGUUUUUAUUGUUUAAUGCUGCAUUGUGUUUUUAAUUUUCGGUUGGGAGCCGCCCAGAGUGGCUGGGGAAACCCAGCCAGAUGAGUGGGGUAUUAAUAAUAAAUUAUUAUAAAUUAUUUUUAUAUUCAAAAUAUUUUUAAAAUGACUGUAACAGGGCAGAAUGGGGGCAAGGUGGGCUUAUGCAUUCUCCACUGAUGCACGCAGGGGCCAGGAAUGGAACUCCCAUACAAAAUUGUUCCCGGCUGUAUGUAAAAGUAUGUAAACUGGUUAAACAUUCAUUUUGAUACCUUACAGCUCAGUCAUUAUGCUCUGAACAAAUAAGCGGUUCAUGAUAUUCCCCUCAACUCCAAACCUCACAAUUUGAGAGAUUGCCGUUCAUUCCUUGCGCUACAAUUUGACAGCAGCAGGACCUAGUAUAAAAAAAAUUAAGAUGACUUUGUGAAGGUUCCCUAAACAUAGCAGACACGCAUUAUGUUAACAUAAAUAAAAAGAAGAAAAGCAGAGAAUCUUUCAUAACUAUAAAACUGAGAUAAAACUCAAACCCUCCCUACCAGUGAUAAACACGUAUCAAUAUCACUCAUAAUAAAACCACAAUCCUGCAAACAAAAGCUCGGCAGUGUUAAUCCGAAAUAACAAAUUAUAUUUUAAAAGCAAAUUCUAAUGAGAAUUGCAGUUUAUGAUCUUCAUUUCACAUUUCUCUUUCUUGAUUGUUUUCCUGUCUUUUUGAGUCUUCAGUCAAAAAAUCAAUUGUAUAAGCAACUUGGCCAAGUAAGGCUUUGCCAAUGUCCUUGGUCUGUGUUUGAUCUUGCCCCAUCCCUAUCUCUGUGAGACUUACAGUGCAACUCAACAGAGGCAUAGCUGGGGGAGGGGGGGAGGGGAGAACGCUGGGAACGCCCCUGCCCCGGGGGCCCAUGCGGCUAGCUACACCACUGACUUAACAUAGGCACCUCCGCUAUGGACCUCUGCAGACUUCUAGGGAGGAAAAGCAGAGCUCAUGCGUGAUUUUUUUGAAAGCGGCAAAACCAGCAUACUAUACUGUUACAUGCCACCCCCAAUCUCCACAGCAGUGUAGGAUUCCAGGGAGUUUCAGGCGCUUUUUACCCACCAAGGUCUGAGUUUCCUUUUGGACAAUGAGGCACAGCAGAGACUUACACAUAUUUACAACCUGAGCCUACAAUGGAGGGGUUCAAAGCAUUGCACUCCAAGCAGGUUUGGUUUCUCCCAUAGCUGCAGCCUUGGAUUCAAACUGUCAACCUACAUUGUGCUCUGACUCCCGCUUUCUCCGGCCUGCCACCACUUGCAAACUGCAACUCUUCCCCCACCCCCCUUCAGUUUACAUCAUCCCCAAAUGUAAUCCUGAAACUCCCUCCUAGAAACUGGCAUUGUGUUCUGCUCCACCUGUUUGCUGGCUGGCACAUAGUCUUAGCUUUGCUAAUGCGUUUCUUAAUGGCUCAUCACCCUUCACUUUGUUAAUGGCCAUCUCUCUUACUUCAUCAGUAAGGCAGCCUGGCUUAUAUUUGAAUGUUUGCUGGGUUCAGGGGUUAAAAGGUCUGUAACAAUACCUUCUUCCUUCUGUUAGCAAUUCUGUUGGAAUAUGUUUAUGCCUAGGCCAACCAGUGUGGUAUUGAUGGGAAGAAAGGCUGGAUGAAUGAGAUCUUGACUGCUGGGGGGGGGAUUGCAUAAACAUUGCACAAACAAUACCUGUGUGUGUACACCUUUAUAUCCGCCUUCUCCAACCUGGUGUCCUCCAGAUGUGCCAGCCAGCAUGACUAGUGGUCAAGGAUUAUGGGAGUUAUAGUCCAAAACAUUUGGAGGGAACUGGGUUGUACAAGGCUAUACAGUGGUACCUUGGGUUAAGAACUUAAUUCGUUCCGGAGGUCCGUUCUUAACCUGAAGCUCCACUUUAGCUAAUGGCGCCUCCUGCCGCCGCCACGCCACCAGAGCACAAUUUCUGUUCUCAUCCUGAAGCAAAGUUCUUAACCCGAGGUACUGUUUUUGGGUUAGCGGAGUCUGUAACCUGAAGCGUAUGUAACCCAAGGUACCACUGUAUGUGUGUGUAAGAAUAAAUAGUUAUGCCCUUCCUCCUAUUAGUGGUAAUAAAAUUACCAGUGUGGACCCUCAACAUCAAAACAACCCCAAGACCUAUGUUAAUUUGAUCAAAUAUACAUACAUAAGCUUCUUACCUCAGGCCCUGACCACUACUGGAAUGUAGCCCCUGCCAGGUUGUCCAGAAGGGAAAGCAGCCCUCAGGUUGGGAAAGGUUUCCUACCUCUGAUGUAUAGGAUUACACUUAGUCAUCCAAAGCAAACAUUAACUAAUUGGUACAGGUGAAAGAUUUCAAGGUGCAUUGGAUCAUUGUCAUAUCAUAGAUAAUUAUGCUUGACUCUUUUUAUUGCUUCCUUGCCUUGAGGAUAGUGUCAGAAAUCUCUACUGGAUUUAAGUGAAUACAAUAUAUGGUGAUUUUCCCUCACUCAUUCUCUCUCUUUCUCUCUCCGUCUCUCCUGACAUGCAGUAUUUUUUUAAGUUGUUGAUUUUAUGAUGUAAUUCUGGAAUUUCCAAAGUAUGCUCAGAAAGGCAGGUGACCAGUUUUCUUCCAGCGUGGUCUUUGGUUGCUGCGUGGAGGAAAGGAGGAACGAAUGAAUCUUCAAGCUGUUUCUCCCCUCAAAAAUAUAUCAAUGUAAAUUACUUCCUCUGCUUUUCUAAGAAACUUGCAUUAAAAACAAAGCCCAGACAAACUGUAGAAACAAUAAUCUACAGUACAAAGUUAAUUUAAAAGUUGGCAAAGAACAAUAAAAGCAUAAAACAGCCAUAAAACACCUUAUGAGAUGGUUUCUUGUGCAGUAAAUGUGCUGCUGCUGUUCGUUGCAGGGAAUCCAAAUGUCUUUCCCAAAAUAGCAGUUGUGCUUAAAAAGAGUCUGCAUUUAAAUUACAGCAGUUUGUUGCUGGAAAGAUUAUCCCCUCCCCCCAGUCAAGGAUGUACAGUGGUACCUUGGGUUAAGAACUUAAUUCAUUCUGGAGGUCCGUUCUUAACCUGAAACUGUUCUUAACCUGAAGUACCACUUUAGGUAAUGGGGCCUCCUGCUGCUUCUGCGCCGCCGCUGCACGAUUUCUGUUCUCAUCCUGAAGCAAAGUUCUUAACCCGAGGUAAUAUUUCUGGGUUGAGCGGAGAGCCCCACCUGAGGGUAUGUUCACAUUACCGCUUUAAAGCUCAAGUUCUUUGUGUUCCCCUGCUGCCCCAUGUGUAAGAACCAUUAACAGGCUUCCUCAACCUCAGCCCUCCAGAUGUUUUUGGCCUACAAUUCCCAUGAUCCCUUGCUAGCAGGACCAGUGGUCAGGGAUGAUGGGAAUUGUAGUCUCAAAACAUCUGGAGGGCCGAGCUUGAGGAAGCCUGACUUAAGGACUCCAAGCUGGUUUGAGAAAAGUCACAUUAUACAGUAGUAUUUUAUAAAAUAAAAAGGAAGUACAGGAUGCAUAUGCAUUUUGGAUGACAUUUGAACACGGAUUAGAAACAGCACUGGAAACUGAAAACGCAAACACAGCCUGAGUCACAUUUCCAUUUCUCUAUGUAAGUCUGAUCCAUAUCCUGCUACUUUAACUCUGUGUGGUAUAUUCACUCCGCGUGUGUUUUGAUGCUGCUUUCGCAGGGAAGUCACUUUCGUUACCUACUGAUUCUGCAAGGACUCCUUUAGAGACCCCUCAGCAGGAAAAUGCAUCCUUGCAUCCAACUGGGAACAAAAAUAAGGCCACAGCAGGUGAGACAGAAAUGCCAGCACUGCCAAAUUCAGGUACAAUACAGGCAGGGAUGAAAACAAAACAAAAAAUGUUUUCAAACUUUGGUGAAGUUCUACAAGGAAGUGGUUCUCAACUGGUGUUAACCACAUGCGUGCAAUGACUUAAUUCCCAAAUGUGUCAUGCCCUAAAGUUUCAAGAAAGUUCUGAGUAUUCUCAGCAGCUGACUAUUUACUUAACCUUUGAUUCUGCUGGAAGAAGUGAGAAAGUUGUCUGUGCUGCAGUAAUUCUACAGAUGCAAUACUGAGCCUGGUCAUUUAAUAGUUGUGUAAAAGAGAAUUUCAGCAGAUGGUGCAGAGCUGAGAAAGGCUCAAAAGUUCUUUUUUCUAUGUGACUGUUGAAGGUACAAGAUCCCUAAAUAUAGUAGCACCUAACCUCUCCCUUCAUCAAAGGAGGGUUAUUGCAUCUUACACAUAGUACCUGAGUUUAAAUGGCAAAAUAAUUGUGUUGUUGUUUAGUCGUUUAGUUGUGUCCGACUAUUCGUGACCCCAUGGACCAGAGCACGUCAGGCACUCCUGUCUUCCUCUGCCUCCCGCGUAUGAUUCAUCAAAUAAAUGACACGUGCAUAUUUAAAUUUCCUGAAAUAAAUAUUUGGGUGCUCAUUGGGAAAAUAAUAGGCCCUUACCUUUUCAUGAGUUAUGGAGAGACUUAGCCAUUUAAACCAGCGGUGGGGAGCAGGUGGCCCUCCAGAUGUUAUUGGACUCCAUCCCUCAUCAGCAGCGUCAGUGGUUUGGGCUGACAGGACUUGUAGUCCGACAACACGUAGAGCAUCACAGGUUUGCCCAUCCCUGUGUUUAAUUUACUUUUGACUAGACAAUGCUCUAAACAGCUUUGUGCCAUUCGUAAUUAACUAUAUCUUUUUUGUAAACCGCUUAGUCAAGCCGUAUAUAAAUUUUAUAAAAUAAUAAUAAUAGUAAUAAUUUAUUAUUUAUGCCCCGCCCAUCUGGCCCGGUUUCUCCACCCACUCUGGGCGGCUUCCAACCGAAUAUUAAAAACACAAUACAGCAUUAAACAUUAAAAACUUCCCUAAACAAGGCUGCCUUCAGAUGUCUUUUAAAAGUAAGUUGCUUAUUUCCUUGACAUCUGAUGGGAGGGCGUUCCAUAGGGCAGGCACCACUACUGAGAAGGCCCUCUGCCUGGUUCCCUGUAACUUCCCCCAUGCCUUACAAAUGUCAUACAAUGGUGAUCAGUGAGGGAACCUCCAGAAGGCCCUCGGCGCUGGACCUCAGUGUCCAGGCUGAAUGAUGGGGGUGGAGAUGCUCCUUCAGGUAAACAAGACCGAGGCUGUUUAGGGCUUUAAAGGUCAGCACCAACACUUUGAAUUGUGCUCAGAACUGUACUGGGAGCUAAUGCACGUCUCUCAGGUCUGGUGUUAUAUGGUCUCGGCGGCCACUCCCAGUCACCAGUCAAGCUGCCGCAUUCUGGAUUAAUUGCAGAAAUAAUAGUAAUACAGUCGUACUUUGGAAGUCUAACAGCUUAGUUCCCGAAUGUUUGGACUCCCAAACGUUGCAAAGUGGCUGUUCCAGUUUGCGAACUAUUUUUGGAAGCCAAAUUUCCGAUGGGGCUUCCGCAGCUUCCGAUUGGCUGCAGGAGCUUCCUGCAGCCAAUCAGAAGCUGCACUUUGGUUUUUGAACGUUUUGGAAGUCAAAUGGUCUUCUGGAAUGGAUUUCUUUUGACUUCCAAGGUAUGACUGUAGUGAUCUUUCACUAAUCUGAACACAUUUUUUUAAAAAAAUAAAGUAAAAAUAAAGCUACAGCUAAGCAGCCAUGAAGUGGUUUGUAAUACUGUAUUUCAAAUUAGUGCCUUAAGGUUUCCCCGCUAACCAAUAUGUCUGAAAGGCUACAAAAUGGUCAGAUGAUAUGUAACCACAUUGAUAGCAGAGAAUGUUCCAUUUCACUCUGUGGACAUUACUUCCAAGCAAACAUGUAGAGGAUCAGAGUGGCAGAGAACAUGAUAAUGUGUUCUUUUGUUGGAACAACUGGUGUGAAAUGCUGGAGGACUUCUAACCCUGUGAUUUUUUUUCAGCGGACACAGAUGUUCAGAACAAAACAAAUCUAUUUCUUGUGGGGCCCUCGAGGUUGCACAAAUAGCCUGUUCUUAAAGUACCUAUUUUUGUCACUUUCAGAUCCUGCUCUAAAACCAGAGGCACAUUUGUUUCCUCUAUCCCCACCUCCAACUUCUAUGGACCUUCCACAUUCUUUACGUUCAAAUCCACCAGUAUUGCCGAGUGUCAAGGUAAACGUUAGAUUCAUAGAUUUAGAAGGGAACCUUAAAUAUCAUCCAGCUGACCCCGCUGAAAGUUCUGCUAUCAAAACAGCUUGCACCCAAGUUCUUCCUAAUUUUCAGUCAAAAAUCCUUGUUCUUGUUUGAAUUUGAACUUGUUGGUUUGGGUGCAGAUUUAUACAUAUAAAUAAAUUGUUUUUUAAAAAAUUGUGUCCAAUAUUUUACAUGUUUUUGUAACUUGUCAGGAAUAAGCAAGGACCAAACUACAUGUUAUUAUUAUUCACUCCUUUUUAAAAGCAUGACUAAACUAGCCACUGUUGCUUAAAAGAAAAGAAGCCACGGGUGCCUUGAUUCAGUGUCCUCUUGAAGUGGAUCAGAGCACAGCAGUGAUUUCCCAUUGAAAUUCACCCUCCCUCCCCAGGUGCUAUUUGCCCAUAAAAAUGCUGUUUCAUAUCCUUCAGGGUCAAGUAGCAAUGGAUCUGUUGUUUGACAGGUGUGACAUCCCCUUGGUGGUGUUCAGUGGAGUAACCCUGCUAUGUCUUCUCUCUCUGAAAUCUCUAGCCUGGCAGUUCUCCUAUCGCUCAACAGGAAGCUAUUCCUAAUCUCCUCACUGCAAGCCUUUUGUGGGCUCCAGAAGAAGUGGAAGCUGUCACCAGUGGCUUCAGUGAGGAAAACCGAAUCAGUGAAGGCAUGUUUGCCAUUGCCUACAAAGGUUGCAGGGACAACAAUUUAUACGUGGUUAAAAGACUAAAAGAGGUAGGUGACUUUCUUCGUUUAAGCCAUAAAUUAAACAAAAAUUAGAAAAGCUGGUUAGAAAUAGGUGUGCCACUGAAUUCUUACAGUGGAUUCUUGAAACUCCCCCUCUCAAGACCUCUGUUGAUUUGGUGGAAGCCCCACAAGCACAGAAUUGGAAAAUCCAAUGGAAAGAAAAUAAGUACAGUGUAAUUAAACCCAAUGUUAACCAUACAGAGAGGAUAGUGUCCAGGCUCUAACCAGUCUGACAGGUUAGAAGUGCAAGCAAGUACCUGUGAGGCUAAGUACAUGCUAAGGUGUCAAUCCAGCAAGCAACAUGCUCCCCUCCGCACACUUUCUUUUCGAUACGUGGGGUGGGCACAGCUGUUAGCACAGCAAGCAGCUGGAGUCCUGAGAUAUUUGGGGGGUGGGGACACACACCUGAGUGGCAGAAGGAGGUGGCAAAGGCUCAGCAGAAGGCAGUGAACUGAGUGUAUCUGGAGGGAUGGCAUGCUCCUCUGCUAACUGCCUGAUCCUUCCCUGGGGUCUUCCUCUCCAUGCCCGAGGCCACUGGGUUCCCCCUCCCCCUGGAUCAGACACCUAUUGAGGUUUGGAAAUAAUAACCUGGAACACAUUGGGACAUUCCCUAAGACUAUCCAGCACCAGCUCUUUGAGUUCCCCCACUCAUCCUCCGGCUCUGAUCACCCCCUCUAUGACACCUCAACAGGGCUCAUGGCACUUAGUUGGAUAUCCCCUGUAUGGAUUAAAUGACAUUUGUAAAGCGCUACAGGGAACCAGGCAGAGAGCCUUCUCGGUAGUGGCACCCGCACUGUGGAAUGCCCUCCCAUCAGAUGUCAAGGAAAUAAGCAACUAUCUGACUUUUAGAAGACAUCUGAAGGCCUGUUUAGGGAAGUUUAUAAUGUUUGAUGUUUUAUCACUUUUUAAUUAUUAUUAAUAUUCUGUUGGGAGCCGCCCGGAGUGGCUGGGAAAACACAGCCAGAUGGGUGGGGUAUAAAUAAAUUAUUAUUAUUAUGCACAAAGGAGCAGAUUUCUAAGGGGUUGGUAUACUGAUUAAAUUAAAAGAUAUCAAAGUUAAAAUACCAACUGCAUCACCUCCAUUCUCAACUCAGCAUUUUAAUAUUAGGCUCAGAUUAGUCCUACUGAAGCUUAAUUAUCUGCUUAAGAUAGCGGACAGUGGAUAUAUGGUUUAUUAGAAUAUAUACAUAUAUUCAUCAUUUAAACGGAGUUGACUAUUGGGGCAAAAAAUAAAUGUAUUCUCUUUUUAUGCUUCACAGCAAAAUCAGACACAAAAACUAUUCCGUACAGAGGUACAGAUCUGCUUCCGGUAUGUAGCUACACAAAACUUGAUGGUGUCUGCUCAAAUGGCUUCAGUUUACUUUGUUUUUGAAUUAUGCAAAUGAGCCUUCUUCUUUUUUGGAUUGGAUCUUUUAGCCCCUGCAGGAUAUGUGUGUGUUUGUGUGUGGAAAAUUUACCAUUACAUGACAGAGAAUGGUAAAUAAGUGGAGGCUGUUUUGGUGUUUCUCUCCUUUGUAACUCAAAUGCACACAUCCCAGGCUGUUACACAGUCUUUGAAUAUUUAUUGCUGUGCCUUUGCUUGUUGUAAAAUCUUUGAAAAUAAUUAACUGCGAUUAAAAGCUACUUGUCUGUCAGAAUCAAAGAUUUUCCCCAUUAUGUCCACUGCACUCAAGCUCUGGGCACUUCCCCAGUCUGCUUGGAAGGGGAACAGAUGUGCAUUUUUUUAACAACCAAUAGCUCAAGGAAUCCCUGAUGUAGCAAGAUCCAGCUCAAAAGCAUGAGAACCUUCCCUGACUCACCCAGAUUGUUCCUGUAAUUCAGGGUACACGAACUGAUGCACACCCCUAACAAAUACACUGAGAUGCAACUGUUUAUUUAUUUAUUUGAUUCCAUUUAUGAAUCACUUCCCAUGAAAUAUCUCCAAGUGAUCUCACAGUAAAAAUGUUAACAAUAAAGACAGUUUUUAAAAUCCCAUAUCUAUCUGCCUGUCUGCCUCCUUGCGCACACUUCAUAUGUAAAAAUAUUUUCAGAUUCAAUACAGAUACCAGCUCUUAGUAACUAUAAGAAAUAAUUUUGUGGUUCUUCUGUAGCAUGCAGUAGAAAAGUGUCAAGUAGGUAUGUGUGUUUGUAUGCACAGUUUGAUGGAGCUCCACUAUGGUCUGUAUGUAAAAAUAAGUCCCUGUGCUGCCUAAAACACUUCAGUUCAGUUUUGACAUAGCAGUGAAGUUGUAAUGCAAAUAUAAGCAUGUCAGAAGGGUUGUUGACAUACACAUAUUUUUAGACUUUGAAAGUCAUUUCAGUAUUUGGAGCAGAAGUCCUUGACUGGUUAGUUUACUUCACGUGCAGGAAGCAGUAGUGAUGAAUUGAGGUGGAGGGUGUGUGCAUAAGCCUGAGGCAUAUUUCCGUUCUAAUCUCACAUGGCAGCGUGUAGAGCGAGGGAAACAUCUGAAACAUCCAAGACUUAGUACUCUCUACUGACUGAAAGGAUUGCAUACCGAACUGUGAAGAUCAGGGCUGGCACAACCCAUUUUGCCGCCUGAGGCAGAACAGGAAAUCUACCCCCAUCACUUGCCUCCACUGUUGCAAUAUGCCUCUGAAUGACAGUUGCUGAGCAUCGCAGCUUCAGAGAGUGCUGUUUUGCUCAGGUCCAGCAGGGCUCUUCUUAUGUUCUUCAGUAGGUAUCUUAAAUACUGGUACAUCACGUUUUCUCACAUAUCUGUUCAAAUACCCUUUAGGAGUUGCCAUCCUAACAUUCUGCGGUUGUUAGGCUUUACUGUAGAAAGUGGAUUUCACUGCCUGAUAUACCCUUACAUGCCUAAUGGAUCGUUGAUGGACAGACUACAGUGUCAGGUAAGCAACCAGUUUGCAUGCUGUGUCACAGUUCCACAAAAAUACUGUGUUAAAAUCUGACAUACUCUAAUGUACUAUACCAGGAAUAGCCAACAUGGUGCCCGCCAGAUGUUGCUGGACAACAACUCCCAUGAUCCCCGGCAGCUGGUCUUGCCGACUGGGGGUGAUAGGAGUUGCGGUCUUCUGCAACUGGAGGGCACCAUAUGGCUAUCCUUGUAUGAUGCUAAUGUUGCCCUGGCUGCACAGAUGAGAGGAAAGGCACUUUGGCCACAGUCACUGGCCAGUUAUUCUGACUCUCACCAUUUUACAAACAGCUGCUCAGGGAGCCUGCUUCCCUGUUCCUUUUAGAAAGAAAUCAGCUGCAGGUGCCAGUCAGUUGCCAAUCACUGUAGCUGUAGAAAUAAAGGCAAGAACAAGAACACCGUGGCCCCAGCUGCUAGCCAAAGGAGGUUGGACCUUCUCCUUUUCAGAAAUAAAAAAAUAAAAUAAAUAAUAAUAAUAAUAAUUUAUUAUUUAUACCCCACCCAUCUGGCUACGUUUUCCCAGCCAAUCUAGGCAGCUCCCAACAGAAUAUUAAAAACACGAUAAAACAUCAAACACUAAAAACUUCCCUAAACAGGGCUGCCUUCAGAUGUCUUCUAAAAGUCAGUUGUUUAUUUCCUUGACAUCUGAUGGGAGGGCGUGCCACAGGGCGGGCACCACUACCGAGAAGGCCCUCCGCCUGGUUCCCUGUGACCUCACUUCUUGCAGUGAGGGAACCGCCAGAAGGCCCUCGGCGCUGGACCUCAGUGUCUGGGCUGAAUGAUGGGGGUGGAGACGCUUCUUCAGGUAUACUGGGCCGAGGCCGUUCAGGGCUUUAAAGGUCAGCACCAACACUUUGAAUUGUGCUCAGAAACGUACUGGGAGCCAAUGUAGGUCUUUAUUUUUAGGACUUUAAAUUAAAUCUCCAUUAAAUGUAAUUUUGUGUGUGUGUGUGUAUGUUUGUGUGUGUCCACACACACACACACACACACACACACACAUAUAUAUAUAUAUAUAUAUACAUACGGUGGUACCUCGGGUUACAUAUGCUUCAGGUUACAUACGCUUCAGGUUACAGACUCCGCUAACCCAGAAAUAGUGCUUCAGGUUAAGAACUUUGCUUCAGGAUGAGAACAGAAAUCGUGCUCCGGCGGCGUGGCAGCAGCAGUAGGCCCCAUUAGCUAAAGUGGUGCUUCAGGUUAAGAGCAGUUUCAGGUUAAGAACGGACCUCCGGAAUGAAUUAAGUACUUAACCCGAGGUUGCUCAGAACUUUUGAGAUGGAGUGGGACUAUUGAAUCAAUGAAUGAUAUUAAACCAAGUAGACAUGCUGACCCACAUUCUUUUUGUAACACAUAGUCUGCAUACAUACCAUACAUUUAAAGCACAUUUUUCUCCCCCCCCCCCAAAGCAUCCUGAGAACUGUAGUUUGUUAAGGGUUCCAGGAAUUAUAAUUCGGUAAGGGGGUAAACUGCAGUUCCCAGGAUUCCUUUGUGUGUGUAGCUGUGUGCUUUAAGUGUCUGGUUUGUACACAGCUCUGGCCAUCUAGCUCAGUGUUGUCCACACGGACUGGCAGCAGCUGUCCAGGGUUUCAGGCAGGGGACAGUCCCAGCCCUACCUAGAGAUGUUGGGGAUUGAACUUGGGACCUUCAGCGUGUAAAGCAGACGUUCUGCCGCUGGACUACAGGCCCUUUCCCAAAGGUCAUUGAGUAAUUGGUGGUGUAGGGGCAGAAACAAGUUCAAACAUUUGCCUGCAUCAGGUAUUGAAAAGGUUACACGUACUUUUAUGUGGGGAAAAUAUUUACUGCCACAAGGUGAGACAGGGCAGGAUUUGUCUGUCAGCUUCUGCUUGUGGUUUAAGAAACUAAAGAAGUGUAUGACUAGUUCUUUGGACUUGUGAUUUGUGAAGAGUAGCAGCCCCCAUCUGAGCCAACAUUUUUUGAAAACUGGGGGUGGGUGAGGUUAAAAAAGCAGGAAGUAGCAUGGAAUCUACUGAUUAAAGGGGGGAAAUACCAUAAGGACUGGCCAAUCCUAGGAUGUGCUCAGCAUAGUUCUCUUGAUGCCCAGUUACGGAAUCUGUGCAGUAUUGGAGUUCAAAAUCUGUUCUGCUCAGAUAAUCAAUCCGAAAGUAACAGUAUUGUAACGACUUUUAUUAGGUAUUGUACUGCUGUUACCUUUGGACUUAUUCCCCUAAUGAACCAACAACCAGACAAUUCCAUGUCUGUAUUUUAAAAGGGAGAAACUAUUCCCUCCAGUCCUGUGAAUUGUUUGAUUCCUGCGUUGAACCAGCAUGAGAUUUAAUUGUCCACCUAUCAGAAAAUUUGGGCCAGCAGAGAGCUUGGUUACUCCUACCGAGAAAGGUACGUUGAUGGUCACACAAUCUCUUCCCUUCUGUUGCAGGGUGGUUCUGAACCACUAACAUGGGAGAAACGCAUCAAAAUUUCUUUGGGACUUGUUCAAGCUGUUCGGCACUUGCAUCACUUAGGAAUUAUUCAUGGAAAUGUGAAAAGGUGAGGAGCUGACUUUAAAACACUGUUCUCUUCUUUAUGCUAUCAAAAUAUAUAUUUUAAUAAGCUGGUGAACAUUUUCAAUUGGUUAAAUAUUUUGUUGCAAGACAAGAAUAGAAAUUGGUUCCAUUUCAGUUCAUUAUUGGUUUUUGGAUAGAUAAGCAUAUAUAAUUGCAGACUAUUUGUGCAAUGAUGGACAUGCCUACAGCGUCUCUUGCUUUGUACUACAGUUAUAAUUCAGUUGCAUUGAAGAGCAAUAAGCUUGAAAUGUGUUUGUGAUAGGAUUAGAUAUCUUUGUGCACUAACGGGAACUUUCUGUUUUCUACUUCUUUGAAAUACUUCUUUCUUUUGCUAGGACUGGAAAACAGAAUUAGAACAGAUUUAUCGUCAAGUAGUAUACUUAUUGUGCAUUUUGCAAGGCAGAAUCAGCAGGCAGUGUGGAAGUGGGAGGAAUCCUUUUCCACUGGCUGAUUAUCCCUUGCUGGUUUUAGCCCAUUUCCAUCCCAGUCAAAAGUAAGCCCUACUCAGGGGGCAAUGACUAUAGGUCACUUAUACAGGGAAGAAUUAGUGGAUGCCAGAAGGGUAACAUUCAUUUCUUCUGCCCACCAAUUAUUGCUACAAAUGUUCAACUAGAUUCACAUUUUCUUAGGAUCCAGGUUUUGCAAAAUCCACCGUUUGGGGUGAUGUAUUAUUUGCCCUAGGGAUGUGGGUGGCACUGUGGUCUAAACCACUGAGCCUCUUCGGCUUGCCGAUCAGAAGAUCGGCGGUUUGAAUCCCCGUAAUGGGGUGAGCUCCCGUUGCUCGGUCUCAGCUCCUGCCAACCUAGCAGUUCGAAAGCAUACUAGUGCAAAUAAAUAAAUAGGUACUGCUCCAGUGGGAAGGUAAACGGCGUUUUCAUGCCCUGCUCUGGUUUCGGUGUUCCGUUGCACCAGAAGCGGCUUAGUCAUGCUGGCCACAUGACCCGGAAAAGCUGUCUGCGGACAAACACCAGCUCCCUCGGCCUAUAGAGUGAGAUGAGCGCCGCAACCCCCGAGUCGUCUGCGACUGGACUUAACUGUCAGGGGUCCUUUACCUUUACCUUUUUAUUAUUUGCCCUACAAUUAAUAGGAAAAUAGGUGUAAAUAAAAUACUGCAGUUCAAUAAGACUGAUACAAUUUCUGCCUUAGUAUACCUUUGCAGUAUUAGCACUUUGUCAGGACACUCUUAUUUAUUAAAAGGGUACUUAAAUUAGUUUGCAUUAUCCCAGGCUACGCUAUCACUUUCAGAUGUGAAUGACUACUAUUUCUUGUAGCUCAGUAGUCUUCAGAACUGAGACCUAUGUUUGUUUGUUUAUUAAGAUUCAUUUAUAUGCUUUACUCAAGGCAAAUAUUGCAUUACACUUCGAUUUUAUUUUAUUUUAUAAACUUUAUUAAAACUUUAAAAAAUAAUUGCCAAACACAGUCUUCCAAGGCAAAUAUAUGUAUAGAUGUUAAGUCUUGUGGAUGCCAUACUGGUUACUGCAUGCAAGACGGAGACCCAUAUUUAGUCCAAGCAUGCUAGUGGGUGGGGGUAUUUCUUUAUUGUCUUACUAGAUAUUUGUAGCGCUGUUUCUGUAUCCCAACAUAGGUAUUGCUGUGGCACUAGUUGAAAACCAAUGUUGUAACUGACAUUUUACUUGCACUUAUCUUGCUUGCACAGUUCCAACGUAUUAUUGGAUGAAAACUUUGCACCACAACUUGGACAUUCUGGUCUCAGGUUGCAGCCUGCAGAGAAAAAAUCUGAGCGCUCUGUGAUGAAAACCAAAGUCUUGCAAGCUUCUCUCGCUUACUUCCCGGAGGAUUUUGUCAGGCACGGGCAGCUAACGGAAAAAGUGGACAUAUUUGGUUGUGGAAUAGUAAGUUGCCCACCUGUUGUGUGCAAUGCUAUAUAUGAUCCUCAUCUCAAGAGUUUGGCAAGUUUUCAUGGAAGUGAAUUUCAUAUAUUGCUUUCUCCAAAUGAGUUAGCUUAGUGUCAAUUUAUUUUAAAAUCAGACUCUGGGUCUGGAAAAUUAUAGGUCAUAAAUCAGUGAUAGGACACACUCUUUGCAGGCAAAAAGCCAGAUUCUAUUCUAGACAUUGCUAGUGAAAAAAUUUUUGGCUGAUGGCUCUCGCCCUGACCUAGCCACUGUGAUCCACGCGACGGUCAGCUCCAGACUGGAUUAUUGUAACUCGCUCUAUGUGGGGCUGCCCUUGAGACUGACCCAGAAACUCCAGCGGGUGCAGAAUGCCGCGGUGAGACUCCUUACGGGGUCCUUGCUGCAAGGUGCUAUACCAGUUGCACUGGCUCCCUGUGGAGUACAGGAUCAGGUUUAAGGUGCUGGUUUUAACCUUUAAAGCCCUAUACGGGCCUAGGACGCUCAUACCUAUGGGACCGCCUCUCCUGGUAUGCCCCACAGAGGAACUUACAGUCUUCAAACAAAAACAUCUUGGAGGUCCCAGGCCACAGAGAGGUUAGGCUGGCCUCAACCAGAGCCAGUGUUUUUUUGGCUGUGGCUCCAAUCUGGUGGAACGCUCUGUCACAAGAGACUAGGGCCCUGUGGGACUUGACAUCUUUCCGCAGGGCCUGCAAGACAGAGCUGUUCCACCAGGCCUUUGGCCAGGGCACAGCCUGACUCCCUCCUUUGGCAGUCUUCACAGAAUUCUAGCCCAAUGGUUGCCAUUAAUUUGAUUUGAAUUAAUUUUAUAAUGAAAUGAUUUUAGAAUGUUGUAUUAUUUGAUUGUUGUUAGCCGCCCUGAGCCCGGCUUCGGCUGGGGAGGGCGGGAUAUAAAGAAAAAAUUAGUAGUAGUAGUAAAGAGCUCUGCCUGAGAUGUAGGAUAGAAGCUGUGAGUCAGAGUAGAUAAUGCUGAGCCAGACUAAUUGGAACACUUACACUGAGUGGUGUAACCAACACCAGUGGUUUGCAACCUUUUUGGUAUGGCAACCCACAAGUCCAGAUUUAAUUGAUAUAGUGACCCAUUGAUUCAUUAUUGCAUGAAUUCUAGACCUUAGGUCUCAGCAGCCAUCAGUCGCAUGCAUUUUAAAUGCACAUUAAGCAAUUUUAUAACUUGCGACAUCCAAUAGGAAAGUGUUCUUAGCAACUAUGAGCACAAGUAUUUGGGGCCUGAGUCAUGUGAACACCUUCAAUUGGUGUGAAUGGUUGUGAAAACAGACUAAAAGUGCUGGAGGCAAUGCUUGGGGAGGUCAGGAAAAGGGCUAAGUAAGACUUGCCAAUGUUUCAGAGGCAGGGUUUCAGUGUUCUUAGUGGCUCCGACUGUCAGAAGAAUAAAUUAGGCAAUAUUAAACAUCCACCUGCAAAUUGGCAUCCUUUAUCCACAGAUUUCAAUUUCUCUGAACACUGAAUUUAUUUGUUUACUUCAGUUCAGAAGCUGUGCAAUAUACACAUCCCUGAAUAUAGCAAUUUCACAACUUGUAAUGACUGUUUGCUUAAUGGACAUCUUGUUUGAGCGCAGAGAAUGAAUACUGAUAUUCCUUUGAUCUUAAGGAAUAAUCCAUUCUAAAAAGGGAAAGUGUGUAAUUAUAAAAACAAUGUUUUCAAGGUUUUAGCAGAGAUACUGACUGGCAUGAAGGCAAUGGAUGAAGGAAGGAAUCCUUUUUACCUGGUAAGUUAAGUGUGUGUGUGUUGGUGCUUGAAGCAGGAUCAUUCCUGAUAGAAGAUCUUCAACCUGGUCCAAAGAAUACAAUCCUUAUGUUUUCCCAUGCAGAUCAGUUCUGCAGUAUAUGCCAGAUCUUCUCUUUUUAAAAUUAUUUAUUAUUUAUUAUUUAUUUAACUUAUAUACCGCCCUAUACCCAGAGGUCUCAGGGCGGUUUCACAGAGCAAAAUCAAAAUAUAAAACCACAAAAUAUAUAAUCGAAAUAAAAACAAUAACCCAAUACCCCCCCAAACCUACUGCUAGCAAUGGGACUGCCACAUUCAAAAUCCUAGUACUGCCUUUACAACCCUUAGACAGCUGAAUGCUGAACUGGAUCUGAGUGAACAUGUUUUUUUAUACAUAUACUUACCAAAGUAAACAAAAAAAAUUAUUAUUUUUACAUGCUGCAUAAAUACAGGGCCGUCUUAAGCAUAUCCGGCGCUAUGGUGCAAAGAUCCCUCCGCACGCCCCCUCCCGUUUCCCAGAGUUGUCGACCUUUUUUAAGGGGGAGAACCCCAAAGUUGUAGGAAAGGUUCCCCAGAGUUGUUGACCUUUUUUUUUAGGGAGCUGACACCACACUUACCCAUUAUCUCUAACAAGCCCUUAGAACAAAAUGAAAUAAAAAGGUAGAAGAAAAUCUAAUGAAGUCCUCAAUUCCAAAGCAAGACUCAUUCAAGACUCAGCAGUUCUUCUAAUUCAUCCUCGUGAUUCAAAUCACCACAUAUCAAAAAGUUAAAGCAAUCACCCGUUUGUUGUUCUUUAAAUAAAUUGAUAAAGACACAGAGAAUGAAGUUCCAGGCCAACUUGUGAUAAAGUACAAAGCUGACGUUUUCAGAUAUUGUGGGGGGGUGUAAAGUGGUGACAUCCUGAACCUAGAAAGGACCCGAAACUUGGGUCACAAAGGCUGCAGCUGCACUUACCUGAGAGUAAGCCCUGCUGAAUCUAAAGGACUUUUUGUUGGUGUUUGUUUGUUUCUAACCACUAACUGCAUGGAGAGCAUGCUCUCGAGUCUAUCCUUACCUCUGAACUGAGUCCUAAUGGUAGUGCGCGCCCCCCCCAGCUUUCCCCUCCCAUGCCCCAAAUCUGACUGAAUCCCUCCUCCACCUUUUUCCUCAACGGACGGGGCAAUGUUCUCGGUGCCCUUCCGCCUCGCCGUCCUCCUUGCCCCCUGUGCUGGGCAGCUCAAGGCUCACUUGCCGGGCGGGCUUCCUCAGCAGUCCUACUACUGUCGGGGGCAGACAGGAGGGAGAUGGGCGCUGCGUAGUUUUGCACGCUGCUGCUGCUGCCUCCUCUCCUAGGCAGGAAGCGAGAGAGUGCGGCUGGCCGUAGGAAGAGCCGCUGCCACCCAGCGUUCCCUCGCAGCCGUUCCCGGUCAGUCCUGGACUCCCGCUGCUGGGCAUCCCGAUGGGUGGGCACCAUGGCCCAGGGCACCACUAACCCUAAUGGGUAGCACGGCCCGGCAUAAAUAUUUUAAGAGUUUCCUGCAAUAACCAAAAGUACUUGAACUGGAGGGGAAAUCAGUUUGGAAACCCCCCUCCCAGUAAAACACACACAGGACUCAUCCAAACUUCUGAUUGUUCCGCCACUUUCCCUGGGAAAACCUGAUAUUUACUGUUGAAUCACAGCACACAUUAAACGGGUUUUCUGCAGAUUGAUGUUUGUUCUGAUUCAGUGCUAAAGAGUGGGUUUUCCCUAGGCAAGCUAUGGGGCAAACAGAAAACUUUUUGGACCCAUGCUUUCUAAGCACAGGACAAGCGAAAGUGUGGACAAACCCUUAGAGAGCAAUCCUAUGUCGCUGGAACUAAUCCAUAGUAGUUUUUAAGUUCUCAUGACCUUGCCAUUUAUUUUUUUGUAUGACCUGCCUUAAUUAUAUGAAAAUUAAAUAUGAACACUGUCCUCUGCUUCAUAGUGUAAUUUUGAGGCAGUCGUCUGAAUGAGCUAGCCAGCUUAAUAUUGUUCUCGUACAAAAGGAGCUGAGCACACUGCAUUUCUCCUUCUCAUUUUCUUCCAUAGAAAGAUGUCUUCCUUGAUGAAAUCCAGGCGGCAAAGGAACCAUCCAGUUCUAAGGAGAAAACCUUUGAAAGACUCGCUGCCACAGAAAUAUGUCACAAAUAUCAAGACAAGCUUGCAGGUCACUUACCAGAAAUGACUGCUGUUUGGUUGGCCACUGCUUCCUGUGUUUGCCUGCGGAAAAAAAAUGCUAACAUGGCAGAGGUAAGUGUACUUCUCUUCUUCCACUUCCUGCUACAACAGCAAAGCUUUGCCCUGCAUUCUUAUAGCUUUGCAGCCGAGUAGUGCAGGUCUGUAUCUCUGCUAUUGUCCUGCAUCUGGCUAUUAUUUGGGGUAGGGGAGCUAGUUUGUGCAAAAUCAGCACACAGAACAGAUUCUUGAUUUAUUGGACGCCACGAGUACACACACUGGUCUUAGCUGCAAAGAGUGACAGGAAGAUAUAUAUCCCUAGACUUGAGGGACGUUUGUUUGUUUAUACCCUGCUCCUUAAUAAAAAGAUUCACGAGACCGCUUAUAGAAUAAUGAAAAUAUCCGUUGCGAUAAAGCCAUGAAACACGGCAACAGAUAAAACACUAAAGAUUUGUUUGAUCAGAAUGGAAACCAGAGUCUGCAAACAGACUCUUUUCUUCACUUUUUAUGCAUUUACUACAAUAAGCACCAUGGUGCUACACAAACAGUGACUUAGAUCAUUGUAGAAAAGGUGGAUGUAAGAUUGUCCAAGUUUUUUUCCAUAUAGUGGGCAGACCAUACAUCUCUAAAGGAUUGAGGCCAACAGGUGUAGGGCAGGGGGCCACCACCCUCACAGCAGUAGAUUCAGGCUGUCUUGCUGGUGAUGAGGUGACAGCAUAAUACUCCAAACUCAUUGCUAGAAUGCCAGCACUCAUAAUAUGUCUAUAAACCAUAUCCCUCUUCAUGAAUGGGGUGGGGAUGAGGGGUCACACAUGGAGUGGGUUGAGAUCGCAGCCCCUUGGCCUCACUUCUGACCCGCUGCUCCUAUGCCUCUGAUCUUUAUGAGUUUGUCUGGACAUCUGCAAGGGUCACCUACACACAUGCAGUUGGAGGCAUUUCACACAACUGGGGCUCCUGUGUGUUGGUGGGCAUCCCUUACUAUACAGUGGAUGUACGCUGGAGAUGAGGCCAGCAGGACAGGCAGUGUCAUGAGUGGAGGCAGCAGGCAAAGUUCCACUCCUUUCAUUUUCUUAGUACUUACCGUAUUUUUUGCUCUAUAAGACGCACCAGACCACAAGACGCACCUAGUUUUUGGAGGAGGAAAGCAAGAAAAAAAAUAAUUCUGAAUCUCAGAAGCCAGAACAGCAAGAGGGAUCGCUGCGCAGUGAAAGCAGCAAUCCCUCUUGCUGUUCUGGCUUCUGGGAUUGCUGCGCAGCCUGCAUUCGCUCCAUAAGACGCACACACAUUUCCCCUUACUUUUUAGGAGGGAAAAAGUGAGUCUUAUAGAGCAAAAAAUACGGUACUUUUUUACUUAAGUACUUACCUGUUUGCUUAAGAGUGUGUGUCCCUAAGUGUUGAAGGAAGCAGUUGCAUUCUUUCAGUGAGGAAAAUCUGAAUGAGCUGUUUUAACAUUGCUGUUAAAAAAACAGGUGCAUGAAAUAAUCGAAAUGGCAGAUCAUCAAAUACAGUGUCAGAAAAUGCCCGAGUGGAACAGAUACCAUGGACUCUCCAUGAAUACUCCAGAAGAAAACGAUGAGUCAGCCAGCCCCCUUCAUUUUGGUUUCUCAAAUGAAGCAAAUCCCGGGUCUUUGAACUGUGGAGAUUUGUUACCACCUUUGAUGAGCGCCAUGUCUCCUGAAACAUACUCUGGGCAGAUAUUACGGGUCCCUUGCGAGUCAGAUGAAUCAAGUAACUUUUCGUGGGACCCUACAGAUGCUGCUGCUGCCUGCCAGCCACCAAGCAACAACUCUCAAUAUCUAGAAAAUGUUUCUCCCACAAAGCCUCUGGCAAAUGAUUCAGAAUAUAGCAGUGUCUUCUCAACAAAAAAUAUGGACUCUAAUAAGGAGCCACUAGAAAUAACUGGUUCUUUAAAUAAAACAACUCCAUCAAAUACAAAUACGGAAAGCUCUGGUGCUGCCUGUUCUUCACAAGGUAACAAGGUAACUUUUAAAUAUUCUUUGAGGAAAAUUAGGAACAUUUAUGACGUAUAUAAUAACAGUAAUACAAAUAUUAUUAUUUCAUCAAUUUGCAUGGCAAGAUGAUCCCUGUCCUGAAAACCUGACAGUCUAAAAUUGGCCACAGGGCAGACAAGAGAAAGGUGAGAGAAGUGGAUGAAGGGUAAACAGGGGAGGAAUAUGCGGCUGUUUCAGAUGCUUAGGCGUAGUGAGAGUAUUUCAUUAAGGCUUGGGAACUAGAUAGUUGUGUCAAAGGCUUUAUGGAAAAAGUGGACUUAUAGGAAGGAUUUGAAAGAGUAAGAGAAGUGGUAUCAUGCAAGGGUUCUAGGAUAGUUCCAAGCACAUGGGGAAGCAAGUUCAAUUAAAACAAAAAUAGGCAACUUCAGAAUUAUACUGUGACCUGGACUGUUGGAGCUAAAUUAUGUGACAUGUAAUUAACACCAUUUUGGUAUCAUGUAGGAUGUGGUAGAUGGGUUUCAUGUUGUCAUCAUACUUCGCUUAUUCUGCAAUAGUUUCGAUUUUGUAGUGGCCCUCAGUUUUUUUAAAAAAAUGAAUCAACUCUUGGGGGAAAAUGGAUUCCUUAGCAGUAGUCUCUCCUGCUGUAUAACAUAAAAUCCCUGGGAUAGAUCAUCCAGGGAUUGGGCAAUUAGCUUAUUCAAAAUAACCUUUACCUCAGUAAUUAGUGAUUGUAUACAUUAUUUGUAAUGUCACUAUAUUACAUUGCUUAUUUGCGCUUUCUUUCAGCAGGGGUGAAAGAAAUAAAAAUCAACGAUAAAAAGAAAAAGAUGAUGGAACGAUUUUUAUUGUAUGAAGAAAAUAAGAUAAAUACUUGUGAACUCCUUGAAGAUUUGAUGUAACUAAAUCAUCAUCCAUGCAGUUUGCAGAAGAUUAAACUUUACUGGCAGUAGAAACAAAAGCACAGUGCAUUUUUUGAAGUUACAUUGGGUACCUAUACAAGAUAUAGGAUAGGAUGGGGAGAGCAUCAACUUGAGGUGAUUAGUGUCAAGAAGAUUAUAUUCACAGCUUUAUGGCUGUGAUUGAAAUGUAUUUUGGUAGACACAGCUCUCUUGAAACCAAAGGCUGCAGCCAAAGUGAAGCACAGAACAGAACAAGAGGGAAAAGCAUCCUUCUCUAGCCAUUGUAUAAACUGAAUUUUAUGGUACAUUUAUAGUGCUUGCCUGCACUAUGAAUAAAAUGCUUUGGGGGGGUCUUCUCUUGCUCAUGGUUUUAUCAUUGUCUUUUUAUUUUACACAAACCUCCUCUGACAUGGCAAGAGAAUUCUUCUUUACAACAUGAAGACUCAAGUUACUUGCUUAAGGAACUGCUAUGGUCAGAAUUCUAUUUGUAUUUAGAUUUUAUUUAUUCAUUUCUUACAUGUAUAUCCAAUUACUCAAGACAGCACACAUGUUUCUUCCCCUUUUAUCAUCACAUCUCUGCAAGUUAGGUUACAUUGAGGGAUGAUGACUGGCUCAAAGUCACCUCAGUGAACUUCAUAGACAAGGAGGUUUGAACAUAGGUUACCCCAGUGUGAUGCAAUAUACAGAACUGAUGUCGUGCUUUGCAUCCAAGCAGACAAAACUGGUUAGAGUUCUGAUUGCUCUAAAUUUAAAAUGCAUCUAUAGCAGCUAAAAUAAUAUACAUUUUGCAGGACUGUCUAGUUUGUACAUUCCUUAGAAAUAUAAUUCAGAAUACAGCAACUCACACUAACAAUGCAGUCCUAUGCAUGCUUAUUCAGAAGUAAGUUCUACUGAGUUCAAUAGGACAUAUUACCAGGUAAACCAAUAGGACAUAAUACCAGGUAUUAAUAUUGUAGCCCAAAUUUGGCAAAAUCCUGUGAAUGAGACAUAUUUCAAUACUAUAGAGAUUUAAGCAGUCCUAAAUCCAAGAUAUGCAGAUGACACAACCUUGAUGGCAGAAAGUGAGGAGGAAUUAAAGAACCUUUUAUUGAGGGUUAAAGAGGAGAGCGCAAAAUAUGGUCUGAAGCUCAACAUCAAAAAAACGAAGAUCAUGGCCACUGGGCCCAUCACCUCCUGGCAAAUAGAAGGCGAAAAAAUGGAGGCAGUAAGAGAUUUUACUUUCUUGGGCUCCAUGAUCACUGCAGAUGGUGACAGCAGUCACGAAAUUAAAAGACGCCUGCUUCUUGGGAGAAAAGCAAUGACAAACCUAGACAGCAUCUUAAAAGUAGAGACAUCACCUUGCCAACAAAGGUCCGUAUAGUAAAAGCUAUGGUUUUCCCAGUAGUGAUGUAUGGAAGUGAGAGCUGGACCAUAAAGAAGGCUGAUCGCCGAAGAAUUGAUGCUUUUGAAUUAUGGUGCUGGAGGAGACUCUUGAGAGUCCCAUGGACUGCAAGAAGAUCAAACGUAUCCAUUCUUAAGGAAAUCAGCCCUGAGUGCUCACUGGAAGGACAGAUCGUGAAGCUGAGGCUCCAAUACUUUGGCCACCUCAUGAGAAGAGAAGACUCCCUGGAAAAGACCCUGAUGUUGGGAAAGAUGGAGGGCACAAGGAGAAGGGGACGACAGAGGAUGAGAUGGUUGGAUGGUGUUCUUGAAGCUACCAGCAUGAGUUUGAUCAAACUGCGGGAGGCAGUGGAGGACAGAAGUGCCUGGCGUGCUCUGGUCCAUGGGGUCACGAAGAGUCGGACACGACUAAACGAUUAAACAACAACAAAAAAUCCAAGAUUACUCUAGCUGAUAGACUUGGUACUUCUGUUUCAUGUAGCAACAACCUUUUGCUUCUUCAGCAAAACUGCAUUAUUUACCUCCUAAUGGUAAGUGGUUCAAAGGGAUGGUUGUAUAGAAAAUAUUAAUGCUGUAUUGGUGAUUUUGGGGGUUUAAGUUUGCUAGUAAGCUAAUGGUAUUAUUAUAAAACUAUUUAUUCCCUGACAGUGUUUACCUUUUGAAGCUAUUAAUGAAUACUGUAUAUUGGAAAUAUUUUGUAGCAUAUUUUGUAUUUUAUGUAUUUUCAGAACUUUGAUAUUUUUUAAAAAACUAAGUUUUGAAGUAUAUUUGCAUCUAUUGUGUUCUAUCCUUUUUGGCAUUAAUAAUUUUGCUUGCUGGAGUUUUGGGGUUGCAGGGGGCAAGUCUUGCAGUGCAAUCUUAAGACUUGUGUACUGAAAAAUAAGUGUCAUUAAGUUCAGUGGGGCUUACAUCUAAGUAAAUUUGUAUAAGCUUCCUGUCUGAAGCAUCCAAAGAGAUGACAGAAAUAGAUUAUUAUGCAGUUCCAUGGCUUUAUUGAAUAGCUAUAUUUCCCCCCCUUUGAGCUCCAUAACUCAUCAUUGCAAUAUACUUUUCAGGUUCAUUGCUCCAAAUGCUUAAAACAAAUUAUACAUUUGAAAUAAAUUAUUGAAAAAGGCUGUUUUGUGAAUGUGGUCCUUUUAAUGGUCUACGGUGUUCUGUCUCCAUAUAAAUUCUUUCUCUAGUUACAGUGGUGCCUCGCAAGACGAAAUUAAUCCGUUCCGCGAGUCUCUUCGUCUUGCGAUUUUUUCGUCUUGCGAAGCACGGCUAUUAGCGGCUUAGCGGCUAAGCUAUUAAUGGCUUAGCGGCUUAAAGAAAAAGGAAACAAACUUGCAAGAACUCGCAAGACGUUUCGUCUUGCGAAGCAAGCCCAUAGGGAAAUUCGUCUUGCGGAAUGACUCAAAAAACGGAAAACUCUUUCGUCUUGUGCAUUUUUCGUCUUGCAAGGCAUUCGUCUUGCAGGGCACCACUGUAUAUGUGCCACUGUUUAUGGUACUGAACAUAAAUUUGUUUUGUUUAUAAUAGCCUGCGCUACAUCUAUCGGGACCCCUAGCGGGUUGCAGCACACAAUCCCAUAAAGUACAAUGCAGUACACAGUAAAACUCAACAGUAACAUUUCAAAAACCAUCUUCACAUUUCAAGCAGUUAAAAAGGUCAGAAUUCCACAAUGCUGGUAAAUCAAGUGUGGGCCAUAUAUAGCUAUCACUAGGGGAAAGUGCCUUGCAUUUUCAUACUCCACACUGUAGGGCCCUAGCAAGAUGGUUCAAUUAUCUGAGUGUGUCUCUACAGAUGGAGUUGCUUGGAUCCCAAUUAUUUGCUCUCAGCACGUGACUAGGGCCCCAGUGGUCAUCUCCAGUUGCAUAGAAAUGUCUGAAUACCACAACCGGCCACAAUUCCCCACGGAACUGGGCGUUUUGGAGAGGACGGCCUCUCUCUGCGGGGUCUUCGCCGGCCAGCGACGAGAACGGAGCCUGCGUCCGGCGCAGCUCCAUACACGCCCAAGCUUAACCGGCUGCCGAACAGGUUGCGCAAGCGCGCUUCUCCGCACCCGCCAAGUUCGCUUCCUCUUCCCGUUCUACUGCCCUUCGCUUCAGUCACGCGGACCCCUGCUCCCGGCCACGCGCCCGCCCCCUGACCCUCCUCUCACCCAAUCAGAAGGCGAGCCUGUCCAACAGCUUUCCCCCCCUCCCCUCUCCGCUUCUCCCGGCGUUCGGUUGCCGCCCCUGAGCUUUGUGAAGAACAGGGCGGCUGCGAGCGAGAGGAGGGGCGCGCGGUACUGUACUGAGCGACGAGAGCGGGGCCCGGGGCGGGGGCGGGGGGUGGGAGAGGAGAGGGAGACGCCGCCCGGCCUUGUAACUGCCAACCGCCCUAGUUUGAAAAGUGGAAGCCGCGCGUGGGGCAAUGUUCCCCCAAGGGGGGGGCGGUUGACGCGGAGAGGAAAAGAAGGCGGCUUCGUCUCCGAAGGGGCGGGCCCCCCCGGUGAAGGCAGCCAAUGGCUGCCGGCGCUUGGCAAGGAGGGAGGCCGCUUGCAGCCCCUGAGGAAAUGUCUUCCUGGUCUCUCUGCCUCUACUCCUUCCAGGAGUUAGGCGGGUUGUGGCUCCGCGGUCAACUGCCCCGCCCGCCCCGCAUUCCUGCUUCCCACUCAAGGCAGGCUGGGAGCUCCGGCCUCUUUUCCUCUGUGCCUCCUUUAUGGGUGUUGAAGGAGGGAGGAUAGAAAGAGGCGCCCUGGCGAGUUGCUGGUGACAUGGGUGGAUCAGGGCCUUGAUAAGCACAGGUACCUGAGUUCUGUGGGCACUAGCCUGGGAAACUAGCUUGAGAAACUGUGGUGGAAGUGGGGGAGCAUGGCUGUCUGUUCUCCAGUCUUCUUUGCAUACAUACACACAAGUUCAUACUUUAAAAGGACAUGUUUCUUACGCAUUGCUGUUCUCACACGUUACAGAAGUGUGUUACAGAAAUGCGGCGCAAGCUUGGGCAGCGUGUAUGUGUUAAAAACUCUGGCUUUUCUCUCUUUUCAUGCUCAGAUAAUCCAGCCUCAAUGCAGCCAAACAGGAGGCGUAAAAUAG
Messenger RNA from Podarcis lilfordi (Lilford's wall lizard), 35228 nucleotides. The record is from the annotation of a GenBank genome assembly. NCBI's taxonomy places the organism in Eukaryota, Metazoa, Chordata, Lepidosauria, Squamata, Lacertidae.